CUUCACUAUUCAACCAUCAUGAAUGGACGAAUCUGCUCAUUAUUGGUACUUUCUUGCUGGGCUGGGGGGUUAUCACUAAUUCUAGUUCCAUCCUUGGUUUUCUUUCAAAUGCCAUUUUGUGGUCCCAACAUCAUCAAUCAUUUCUUUUGUGACAAUGGACCACUGAUCAAACUAGCGUGUGUUGACAUCAGGCUCCUAGAACUGAUUGAUUUUGUGAUUGCCAUAUUCUCUCUGCUUGGGACUUUAAGUGUUAACAUUGUGUCUUAUGUCAAAAUCAUUUCCACAAUUCUGCGCAUCCCAUCAACUACAGGGAGGAAGAAGACCUUUUCCACUUGUGCUUCUCACAUGACUGUGGUCUCCAUCACUUACAGCAGUUGUAUUUUCAUGUACAUCAAGCCAAAAGGCACCAGCAAAUUAGAGUUCAACAAAAUAGUGGCUCUUUUGAAUACUGUCAUAGCAUCUCUUUUAAUCCCAUUCAUAUAUUGUUUGAGGAACAGACAAGUGCAGGAUGCUUUGAGGGCUGAACUGAAACAAUGGAUUUGGUUUUGCAAGAAAUUGAGAUGA
This is a messenger RNA of Python bivittatus (Burmese python), 564 nucleotides long. RefSeq names its product olfactory receptor 6E1-like. Lineage: Eukaryota; Metazoa; Chordata; Lepidosauria; Squamata; Pythonidae. Gene Ontology annotation, molecular function: G protein-coupled receptor activity; olfactory receptor activity. Gene Ontology annotation, biological process: G protein-coupled receptor signaling pathway. The record is from RefSeq and is a predicted model, not a curated record. Gene Ontology annotation, cellular component: membrane.